Trichomycterus rosablanca is the source of this 4078-nucleotide messenger RNA. RefSeq names its product COPI coat complex subunit alpha (gene copa). The transcript is spliced from 28 exons. NCBI's taxonomy places the organism in Eukaryota, Metazoa, Chordata, Actinopteri, Siluriformes, Trichomycteridae. Gene Ontology annotation, biological process: intra-Golgi vesicle-mediated transport; retrograde vesicle-mediated transport, Golgi to endoplasmic reticulum; endoplasmic reticulum to Golgi vesicle-mediated transport. The coding region runs from base 120 to 3893 and encodes 1257 amino acids. Gene Ontology annotation, molecular function: protein binding; structural molecule activity. Gene Ontology annotation, cellular component: COPI vesicle coat. The record is from RefSeq and is a predicted model, not a curated record.
GACGUGUCAGUCAGGAAGUGCUAACGGCUAACUGCUAACCUGUAUUAUUAUUAUUAUUAUUAUAUGUGCACAGCUCAGAGACGCGAUCAUAAUUAGAUUCAUCACACUCAUACAUCGUCAUGUUGACUAAAUUUGAGACUAAAUCUGCUCGAGUGAAAGGGUUGAGUUUCCACCCGAAGAGACCCUGGAUCUUGGCCAGUCUGCACAAUGGGGUGAUCCAGCUCUGGGACUAUCGCAUGUGCACCCUCAUCGACAAGUUUGAUGAACAUGAUGGUCCAGUGAGAGGAAUCGACUUUCAUAAGCAGCAGCCUCUGUUCGUCUCGGGAGGAGACGACUACAAAAUAAAGGUGUGGAACUAUAAGCUGAGGCGUUGCCUCUUCACCCUGCUCGGACACUUGGACUACAUCCGCACCACCUUCUUCCACCAUGAGUACCCCUGGAUUCUGAGCGCCUCAGACGAUCAGACCAUCCGACUGUGGAACUGGCAGUCCAGGACGUGUGUGUGUGUCCUGACGGGACAUAACCACUACGUGAUGUGCGCUCAGUUCCACCCCUCGGAGGACCUGGUGGUGUCGGCCAGUCUGGAUCAGACGGUGCGGGUGUGGGAUAUUUCCGGUUUGAGGAAGAAGAACCUGUCCCCCGGCGCCGUGGAGACAGAGGUUCGUGGCAUCACGGGCGUGGAUCUGUUCGGGGCCUCGGACGCCGUGGUGAAACACGUACUGGAGGGUCACGAUCGGGGGGUGAACUGGGCGGCGUUUCAUCCCAGCAUGCCUCUGAUCGUCUCCGGGGCCGAUGAUCGUCAGGUGAAAAUCUGGAGGAUGAACGAGUCUAAGGCGUGGGAGCUGGACACCUGUAGGGGGCACUACAACAACGUGUCCUGCGCCGUCUUCCACCCGCGUCAGGAACUCAUCCUCUCCAACUCUGAGGACAAGAGCAUCCGGGUGUGGGAUAUGUCCAAGAGGACCGGGGUGCAGACCUUCCGCAGGGACCACGAUCGCUUCUGGGUGCUGGGAGCUCACCCCAACCUCAACCUGUUCGCUGCUGGACAUGACAGUGGGAUGUUGGUGUUUAAGCUGGAGCGUGAGCGCCCUGCGUACGCCGUGUACGGGAACAUGCUGUACUACGUGAAGGAUCGAUUCCUGCGCCAGCUCGACUUCAACAGCAGCAAAGAUACAGCAGUCAUGCAGCUGCGCAGUGGUUCUAAGAACCCGGUGUUCAGCAUGUCCUACAACCCCGCCGAAAACGCCGUGCUGCUGUGUACGAGAGCAGCGAAUCUGGAGAACAGCACCUACGACCUGUACUCCAUCCCCCGCGAGAGCGACUCCCAGAAUCCUGAUGCUCCAGAAGGUAAACGUUCAUCAGGAUUAACAGCGGUGUGGGUGGCUCGCAAUCGCUUCGCCGUGCUGGACCGUAUGCACUCGCUGCUGAUUAAGAACCUGAAGAACGAGAUCGUGAAGAAGGUUCAGGUCCCGAGCUGUGAGGAGAUCUUCUACGCAGGAACCGGAUCUCUGCUGCUGAGAGACGCUGACGGGGUCACGCUGUACGACGUGCAGCAGAAGCGCUCGCUCGCUACCGUCAAGAUCGCCAAGGUCAAAUACGUGGUGUGGAGCGCAGACACCAGCCACGUCGCCCUGCUGGCCAAACAUGGUACUGCACCUCACAACGUUACUGUAAUAAUACGGCCAGUCCUGACCGGCCACACCCUCAUAACUGUACUGCUGUUUUAUCCCUCCGCAGCGAUCAUGAUCUGUAACAGGAAGUUGGAGAGUCUGUGUAACAUCCAUGAGAACAUCCGUGUGAAGAGCGGCGCCUGGGACGAGAGUGGAGUGUUUAUCUACACCACCUCUAACCACAUCAAAUACGCCCUCACCUCCGGUGAUCACGGGAUCAUCCGAACCCUGGACCUCCCUAUUUACGUGACGAGGGUGCGAGGGAACAGCGUGUACUGUCUGGAUCGGGAGUGCAGACCUCGCGUCCUCAACAUCGACCCCACCGAGUACCGCUUCAAACUCGCCCUGGUUAACCGCAAAUACGACGAGGUGCUGCACAUGGUGCGAAAUGCCAAGCUGGUGGGUCAGUCCAUCAUCGCGUACCUGCAGAAGAAGGGCUACCCGGAGGUGGCGCUACACUUCGUCAAGGAUGAGAAGACCCGCUUCAGCCUGGCGCUGGAGUGUGGGAACAUCGAGGUGGCGCUAGAGGCGGCGAAGGCUCUGGACGAUCGGAGCUGCUGGGAGCGGCUGGGUGAGGCGGCGCUGUUGCAGGGGCAUCAUCAGGUGGUGGAGAUGUGCUACCAACGUACCAAGAACUUCGACAAGCUCACCUUCCUCUACCUCAUCACCGGCAACCUCGCCAAGCUCCGCAAGAUGAUGAAGAUCGCUGAAAUCAGGAAGGACAUGAGUGGACAUUAUCAGGGUGCUCUGUAUCUGGGGGACGUCAGUGAGAGGGUGCGCAUCCUCAAAAACUGUGGGCAGAAGUCUCUGGCGUACCUGACCGCAGCGACUCACGGGAUGGACGAGGAGGCUGAAGCUUUGAAGGAAACCUUUGACCUGGAGAAGGAGAUGAUCCCAGAGGUGGACCCGAACGCCCAGCUCCUGCAGCCUCCUCCUCCCAUCAACCCUCUGGACACUAACUGGCCCCUGCUCACCGUCUCCAAGGGCUUCUUUGAGGGAGUCAUUGCUGCAAAAGGUAAAGCAGGUCCGAUGGCAGCUGAUCUGGACAUGGAUGCUCCUGGAGGAGAAGGAUGGGGAGAAGAUGCAGAGCUUCACCUGGAUGAAGAUGGGUUUGUGGAUGCUCAGGAGGGUCUGGGUGAUGAUGGAGCUGUGGGGAAGGAGGAAGGUGGAGGAUGGGAUGUGGAGGAAGAUCUGGACCUUCCACCAGAACUGGAUGUUCCUGCUGCUGGUGGAGGCGGAGCUGAAGGAGAAGGCUUCUUUGUCCCGCCCACUAAAGGCGUUAGCCCCGCCCAGCAGUGGUGUAAUAACUCCCAGCUUCCUGUUGAUCACGUUCUGGCCGGUUCCUUUGAGACGGCCAUGAGGCUGCUGUAUGAUCAGGUUGGCGUGGUCUGCUUCGAGCCCCUGAAGCCCCUCUUCCUGCAGACCUUCUCUCGUGCCCGUGUGUCGUACGUGGGGCUGCCCUCUCUGCCCUGCCUCUUCUCGCACCCUCUGAGGGACGAGGGCCGGAAACAGAGGGACGGGCAGAAGGGCGGAGUACCCGCCGUGGGGCUGCACCUGCGUGACCUCAUCGCCCGGCUGCAGCAGUGCUACCAGCUCACCACCGGGGGGCGCUUCGACGAGGCCGUCGAGAAGUUCAGGUCCAUCCUGCUGUCGGUCCCGCUACUGGUGCUGGAUAACAAACAGGAGAUCGCCGAGGCUCAGCAGCUGAUCACUAUCUGUAAGGAGUACAUCCUGGGUCUGAGCAUGGAGACGGAGAGGAAGAAGCUCCCUAAAGAGAGUCUGGAGCAGCAGAAGAGGCAGUGUGAGAUGGCGGCGUACUUCACCCACUGUAACCUGCAGCCGGUGCACAUGGUGUUGGUGUUGCGCACGGCGCUCAACCUCUUCUUCAAACUGAAGAACUUCAAAACAGCCGCCAUGUUCGCCCGCCGGCUCCUGGAGCUGGGGCCCAAACCUGAGGUGGCACAGCAGACCCGUAAGAUCCUGGCGGCGUGUGAGAAGAACCUGACCGACGCCCACCAGCUGAACUACGACCCCCACAAUCCCUUCGACCUCUGUGCUGCCUCCUUCACCCCUCUGUACCGAGGACGCCCAGUAGAGAAGUGCCCCCUCUCCGGAGCCUGCUACUGCCCCACCUACAAGGGGCAAGUGUGCCGGGUCACACAGGUGACUGAGAUCGGUAAGGACGUGAUCGGGCUCCGCGUGAGCUCCCUGCAGUUCCGCUAAAGAAGAAACCGCCAGUUUAACGUUUGUUCCCUGAAUAAAAUUCUAUAUUAACUCUAUAUGUAACUCUAUAAUUCAGUAGAAUUUGCUCCUGGUUUUUGGCUCUAGCUGAUUGACGUUGUUCUGUCUGUGACGUUCUCACCCUGCUGCUGCUCUCACAUCCUGAAAUAAAACCUUCAUCAACUCUA